Molecule: messenger RNA, 1812 nt
Organism: Malania oleifera
Lineage: Eukaryota; Viridiplantae; Streptophyta; Magnoliopsida; Santalales; Ximeniaceae
Exons: 4
Coding region: 1-1812 (603 amino acids)
Source: RefSeq, a predicted model, not a curated record
AUGGUGGAAACAGCAGCCAAUACUUCCAACACAGAGGCUUCAUCUUCUUUGCAAGAUUCAUAUAAUAUUGGUGAUCCUCUGUUCUUGCAUCCUAGAGAAAAUCCUGGAGCAAUUCUUACUUCUCAACCAUUGAUUGGGGAAGCAAAUAAUCCUGCCUGGGCAAGAUCAGUAAAGAAAUCUCUAAUUGCCAAAAACAAGUUAGGAUUUAUUGAUGGAUCAUUAACCAUUUCUUCACCAUUGGUGAAUUCUCCAAAUGCUAUUCAAGCAUGGGUUCGUGCUGAUAAUAUGGUAAGUACAUGGAUCAUUAAUUCUGUUUCACCAAAGCUUCAAGGUAGUAUUAUAUAUAGAGAUACUGCUUUAGAAAUCUGGAUUGAUCUUAGAGACACUUUCAGUCAAGGAAAUGGGACCAAGAUCUUCAAUAUUCAGAAGCAGAUUGCUGAGAUUCAUCAGGGAGAGAUGUCACUCACUGAAUAUUUCACUCAGCUCAAGAUUUUGUGGGAUCAAUUGCAGAAUUUGAACCCAUUUUCUCAGUGUGGUCAGUGUGUGUGUGGAAUUAAUCAAAACGUACAGAAUCUUCAAGUUAAGGAGUCCACUAUGAAAUUUCUCAUGGGAGUGAAUGAUAUUUUUUCUCAAGUAAGAACUCAAAUUUUAUUAAUGGAUCCUUUGCCUUCUGUUAAUAAGGUGCAUUCUUUGUUUAUUCAAGAAGAAAUGCAGAGGUCUGUACAUAAUGUUGUUAAAGUUGAAUCUAUUGCUCUAGCAACCAAAAAUUUCGAAACCAAUUUUAAAGGCAAAGAAAGGCCCUUAUGCACUCACUGUGGAAAGUUAGGUCAUACCAUCAACAAAUGCUAUAAGCUGCAUGGUUUUCCACCAGGUUUCAAGUUCAAGAACAACAAAUAUGCCACUGCUCAUCAAGUUUCAUCUAAAAUUGACUUCGUUCAAAGGAAUAAUUCUAUUGGAUUUAAUGAUUCUGCUUCAUCUCAAUCUGUUUCUCAAGCUCCAGCUUUCACUCAUGAUCAAUAUCAACAACUUUUGACACUAAUUGGUUCUUGUUCUUCUUCACAAUUGCCUAAAAAUUCAGAACUCCAUGCUGCUAAUGCUGUGACUGGUCCAUCAAAUGUUGUUGCAGGUAAUUGCAAGCAUUCUGUUCUUUCUGCAAAAGCUGUUGACAGAAAAGCAUAUAAUCUUCAUACAUGGGUUAUUGACACUGGUGCAAGUGAUCAUAUAGUGUGUUCCAUUCAGUUAUUAACUUCUUAUACUGAGGUCUCACAUACUACGGUGAAGAUGCCUAAUGGAGAAGCAGCUAUUGUUACACAUAUUGGCAACAUUCAACUUUCUUCCCACAUAAUUCUUCACAAUGUUCUUUGUGACCUUACAUGUUGGAACACGAUUGGAAUGGGCAAAAUGCAUGAUGGUUUGUACUUACUACAAGCUUCGAGUCUUUCUCAAGCCAUUGCAUUUUUUCCUAAUCAGAAUCUUAAGGCUUUCUCUACUGCUUGUUCUUCUUCUCUUUCUUCGAAUGUAUUUUCACUUUGGCAUUCAAGACUUGGACAUCCUUCUGAUGGUCCUUUUUCUGUUUCAACCUCUAAUGGUCACAGAUAUUUUCUUACUAUUGUUGAUGAUGCUUCUAGAGCAACUUGGGACCUUGAUGAUAAUAUUCAUGAUUUUCCUGAUAUACAUGGUGUUUCUAAUACAUCUAAUCAGCCUAUUGUUCUUAGAAGAUCUACUAGGCAUUCUAAACCACCAUCUUAUCUUGAGGCUUAUCAUUGUAAUCAAGCUCAAUCAGCUUCUACUUCAAAAUCUUUCUUAACAUGA